Molecule: messenger RNA, 7496 nt
Organism: Eublepharis macularius
Lineage: Eukaryota; Metazoa; Chordata; Lepidosauria; Squamata; Eublepharidae
Product: zinc finger protein 850-like
Exons: 8
Coding region: 249-4580 (1443 amino acids)
Biological process (GO): regulation of transcription by RNA polymerase II; central nervous system development
Cellular component (GO): nucleus
Molecular function (GO): DNA-binding transcription factor activity, RNA polymerase II-specific; RNA polymerase II cis-regulatory region sequence-specific DNA binding
Source: RefSeq, a predicted model, not a curated record
CGCCUUUGGGGAUCGAGGUUUGCUUGCAGGAGAGCUGAAAGACUGAGGCUGGAACCGAACUGGGGGACGCCUGGAAAGGGAGACUCCAAGUAUAGAACAUAAUUUUCUAUAGGAAAAACAUCACUGAACAAUCGCCAGGAACAAAAAUGUAUGGGCAGAACACCAUUAUACAGAAGGCGUCAGAGGGGAUGUCUGUUCUCCAGGCUGGGAGUAUUGAGAAAUGCCUAUAAAGGAGACCAGGAGAUCCAAUGGAUCAGCAAACAGAAAAAGGUUCCCUUUCCCUUGCACGGUGGGAAGCUCAGUGGCAGGAGUUCCUCAGAACAGUGGAAAACCCUCACUCUGGAUGGGGAAUCCCACAUUUGCCAGGUAAACCUUCACCGUGGGAGGAUGCUAAGGCCUUUCUGGUCUCCUUUGAGCAAGUAGCCGAAGCCUGUGAGUGGCCCAAGGAAGAGUGGGUGAACCGACUCCUGCCAGCCCUCAGCGGAGAAGCCGAGCAGGCCUUUAAUAGUCUGGAUGGCAAAGACAGAGAGGAUUAUGGGAAGGUGAAGGCAGCCAUUUUGCGAGGGGAUGCCCUGAGCCGAGAGAAGCAGCGUGAAGCAUUUAGGCAUUUCUGCUAUCAGGAAGCCGAGGGGCCAAGAGGGGCUUACAGCCAACUCCAAGAAAUGUGCCGUGGGUGGCUGAGAGUGGAGAAGCACAGCAAGGAGCAGAUCCUGGAGCUCUUGAUCCUGGAACAGCUGCUGAACAUCCUACCCCUGGAGAUCCAGCGCUGGGUGAGGGAAACCGGCCCUGAGAGCUGCUCCCAGGCCGUGGCCCUGGCCGAGGAGUUCCUCUUAAGGCAGCAAGAGGCCAAGAGGCAGGAGAAGCAGGGUCCCUCUCUGCUAUUGCAGGUGCCCUUGGAGGAGGCAUCUGGGAGUGUCUCUGAAGCAGGCCAGGAUCUGUCUGAGAUCGAGUGGAGGCAUCUGUUGAGGGGCAUCAAGGAAGAGGAAGAGGAGACAAGCCUACUAGGUGAUGUGAAACAGAAUGAAAAUGAUGAGAGACUCCAGGCAUUGUCAUUGGACGACGUCAAGAAUGAAAACUUAAAAGAAAAUGUCCAGAAUCAAGAUGGACAAAAGAGGCAAGAAGGAAGCCACAUGGUGGAGGGGAGGAAUAAACCUAUUCCUUGCCAAGGUGGGGAAUUCCAGGAAAUCUCAGCCCAAGGAGAAAAGGCAGCUGGAGAGAGGAGAAAUAAGGGCCCCAGUGCUCAGGUGAGAAUCCAUACUGGGGAAAAACAAAAAGAUAAUGUGGAGUUUGAGAAGAGCUUCAGUCAGAGCAUGAACCUUACUUCUCAUCAACAAAUUCACCCGGUAGGGAAAGCAUAUAGUUGCUCAGAGUGCAGAGAGAGCUUCAGUAGGAAAACAACUCUUACUUCCCAUCAAAGAAUUCAUGCAAGGGAAGAGCUAAAAAAAAAUCCAGAGAACAGCUACAGUUGGAGAUCACAGCAACGACACCAGAUGACCCAUACAGGAGAGAAACUAGAUCCACGCUCAGAGGUUGAACAGACUGUCAGUAGCCAUGUAAGCCUUACUGUGCAACAAAAAAAACACACAGAAGAGAAACGGUAUAAGUGCUCAGAGUGUGGAAAGAGGUUUAGGAGCGCAUCACACCUUCGGCAGCAUCAGACACUCCACACCGGGGAGAAACCAUAUCAGUGCUCAGAGUGCGGUAAGAAGUUUACUCGAACAUCAUCCCUGCGCCAGCAUCAGAGAAUCCACACUGGAGAGAAACCUUAUGAGUGUUCGGAGUGUGGACAGAGAUUUGGUUUCAGUUCCCUCCUUCAACGACACGAAAAGAUCCACACAGGAGAGAAACCAUAUCGAUGCGCAGAGUGUGGGAAGGCUUUCCGUCUCCGCUUAAGCCUCAUUGUGCAUCAAAGAGCACACACAGGGGAGAGACCUUACAAAUGCUCAGAGUGUGGAAAGACAUUUAGCCAGACAUCAUCUUUGCAAAAACAUCAAAGAACACACACAGGGGAAAAACCUUAUGAGUGCCCUGAGUGUGGGAAGAGAUACAGUUGCCAAUCCCACCUUCAGCGGCAUCAGAAGAUCCACACAGGGGAGAAACCAUAUCAGUGUUUAGAGUGUGGAAAGAAAUUCAGUUUAAGUUCCCAUCUUCUACGCCAUCAAACAAUUCACACAGGGGAGAAACCGUAUCAGUGUUUAGAGUGUGGAAAGAAAUUCAGUUUAAAUUCCCUUCUUCUACGCCAUCAAAUGAUUCACACAGGGGAGAAACCGUAUCAGUGUUUAGAGUGUGGAAAGAAAUUCAGUUUAAAUUCCCUUCUUCUACGCCAUCAAAGGAUCCACACAGGGGAGAAACCAUAUCAGUGUUCAGAAUGUGGAAAGAGGUAUAUUCAGACAUCAGAUCUUCGGCAGCAUCAAAGAAUCCAUGCGCCAAAAACCACAUAUGUUUGUGGUUAUCCUCUGUGGAACGUAGUUAAGGAGCACCUCUCAAAAGUUUUCCAUCGGAACAAUAUCACGGAGCGAUCACCCCAUAUGAAAAUGGAGGGGCAAAGCACCACAGCAGGGGAAGCACCAGAGGGGAUAGCAAAAUCUCUUCGCAUCCUCUGGGACGGGAGCAUCGGGAAAUUCCUUCAGAGGAGACCAGGAGUUCAGGCACAUCAGGAAGCAGGGGACGGUUCCCUUUCCCUUGCCCAGUGGGAAGCCCAGUGGGAGGAGUUCCUCAGGACAAUGGAAAACCCUCACUCAGGAUGGGGAAUCCCACAUUUGUCGGGUAAGCCAUCACCCUGGGAGGAUGCCAAGGCCUUCCUGGCCUCCUUCGAGCAAGUGGCUGAAGCCUGUCAGUGGCGCAAGGAAGAGUGGGUGACCCGACUCCGGCCAGCCCUUAGUGGAGAAGCUGAGCAGGCCUUAAACAGUCUGGAUGUCAGAGACAGAGAGGAUUAUGGGAAGGUGAAGGCAGCCAUCUUGAGAGGGGAUGCCCUAAGCCGGGAGAAGCAGCGUCAGCAGUUCAGGCGUUUCUGCUACCAGGAGGCUGAGGGCCCACGGGGGGCUUACAGCCAACUCCAAGAAAUGUGCCGUGCGUGGCUGAGAGUGGAGAACCACAGCAAGGAGCAGAUCCUGGAGCUCUUGAUCCUGGAGCAGCUGCUGAUCAUCUUACCCCAAGAGAUCCAGAGCUGGGUGAGGGAAAACAGCCCUGAGAGCUGCUCCCAGGCAGUGGCCCUGGCCGAGGAGUUCCUCUUAAGGCAGGAAAAGCAGGUGCUCUUGGAGGACGCAUCUGGGAGUACCUGUGAGGCAGGACAAGAUCUGCCUGAAAGCAAGUGGAGGCAGUUCUUGAUGGGCAUCAAGGAAGAGGAUGAUGGAGAAGCCAGCUUGCUGGGGGUUGAUCAGGAGAAUGAGGAGGACAAGGAACAGCAUCAGGUAUCACCAGAUGAAGCCAAGAAUCAAGAGAUGAAAGGAAGUUUCAUGACUCUCAGUGGACCCAAGAAGCAGAAAGGAAGCCAGAUAGUGGAGAAGGGGGAUGAACCCAUUGCUUGCCAAGGAGGGAAUUUACAUGAAGAAAUUCACAUGUAUGAAUGCUUGGAGUGUGGAAUGAACUUUUCAGAUCAAUCCCAUUAUAAUAUCCAUUUGCAAAAGCACAGUGGAAGGAAGACCCGUCAAUACUCAGAAGGGGGAAGGAGCUUCAUUCGCACAUCAGAGCUCCUUAGACAUGAAAGAAUCCAUACAGGAGAGAAACCAUAUAGCUGCUCAGACUGUGGAAAGAGCUUCUUACAGAAAGCAAAUCUUAUUCAGCAUCAAAAGAUUCAUUCAGAAGAGAAACCAUUGAUCUGUUCAGAGGUGGGAAAUACUUCCUCUGAGGGAAAAAAGGCCAAUGUACACUUUCCCAAGCAUAGUGUGAUAGAGCCACAUAAAUGUUUUCUAUGUGGAAAGUGUUUCAGAUACAAAUCAAAGCUCCUUGCACACCAAAGAAUCCACACAGGUGAGAAACCUUUUGAAUGUUCUGAGUGUGGAAAGAAAUUCAGUCGGAGAUGCCAUCUUCAGCAGCAUCAGAGAAUCCAUACAGGAGAAAAACCUUUUCAAUGCUCCGAGUGUGGAAAGAAAUUCAGUCAGAUUAUGAAUCUUCAACAGCAUCAGAGAAUCCACACAGGAGAGAAACCUUUUGAAUGCUCUGAGUGUGGAAAGAAGUUCAAUCAGAUGACAAAUCGUAAGCAGCAUGAAAGAAUCCACACAGGGGAGAAACCAUUUGAAUGUUCUGAGUGUGGAAAGAAAUUCAGUCGGAGUUGCCAUCUCCAACAGCAUCAAAGAACUCACUCAAGGGAGAAACCUUUCAAAUGCUCAGAGUGUGGGAAAAGCUUCAAGUGGAGUGUCAGUCUUCAGUGGCAUCAGAGAAUCCAUACAGGUGAGAAACCUUUUGAAUGCUCAGAGUGUGGAAAGAGCUUCAAUUGCAGUCGUGACAUUCAACGGCAUCUAAGAACCCACACAGGUGAGAAACCAUUUGAAUGCUCGAACUGUGGAAAGAAUUUCAGUCAGAAAUCCUCCCUUCGAAAGCAUCAAAGAAUUCACAUAAGGGGAAACCAUGUAACUGAUUAGCCUAUGACCAGAGCUCGUCUUGUAUUUCAGACUUUAAAAACCACAGAGAGAGACACAGUUGAAAUCAUAUAAAUCUUUGUAAAGAUCUUGCGUCUGCACCGAAACAUUACUGUAACCAUAGAAGGCAAACAAAGAAAAAUCAUUUUGAGGAGAAACAGUAUAAAUGCUCAGAAUGUGGAAAGAGGUUAAAUUGGAGUAGUACUGUUCAACAGCAUCAGAUAAUAUACAUAGGAGAGAAAAAGUAUAAAUGUUCUGAUUAUGAGAAGAGCUUUAAUCCUGAUUGACACCUCAAAUACAUUUCACAGGGAAGAAAGCAAAGAUUUCACAGGGAAGAAAGCAAACAUGACUCUGCCUUCCUCAGAGUCAUGUUUCACAAGUUGCUGUGUAACAAAGAGAAGAAUCUAGAAGAAUACUUGUAUACAAACAACAUAUUUUGCAAAAGAGAACAUCCUGUACACAGCAAACAUAUGACUUGUAAGCCUGCCUUUGAAUUAAGUUAGAGCGUUCCACUUCUCCUUUCCUUUCAUGCGGCUCAGUCUCCCUGGGUAACUCCAGAGAUAUGCAUGUCUUUACUUCUAUCGUCCCGGUUAAAUCCUCAUUCAGAUCAAUUACACUUGUUGCUUAAAGCAACCAAUACCUUUAAAUGAAGGGUGUAUAAUCUACCUCACUAUUGAGACCAUAAGGUGCAUAAGUUUUAUACUCAUGUAUAAAUUGCAUUUCUUUUUGUAACAAUACCUUUUUAUAUCCUUUAGAUUGUAGGGAUCAGGGUCAUAUUUGUAAAUUACAAAAUAUCUCACGUCUUCAGAAACGUGUUGCUUGUCUAAGAAAUGCUGAACCAAGGGAGCCUCUCAAACUUGAUUUUUUUAAAACCUGGAUGCCUGUUCCAACAUCCUCACUUUAAUUUUUCUAGUACUGUUGCCUAAAUAAUGGAGGCUCCCUGCUGGGCCAUCCUGCCCCUUGUUGGGUGCUGGGGACAGAUGACAGGCGGGUGCCCUUCCUAAUUUCGGUGGUGAGCAUCAGGGAAGCGCGCCCUCCCUCCCUCCAGCCUGGCCAGGGCUUGACAGGCAUGAAGGUACCUGGCUGCAGCCGAUCUGCAGUGAACAACAGAGAAGCACCCGCCCUCCCUUCAGCCCAGCUGGGGCUUGACAGGCACAAAGGGGUCUCGCAGCCGCGGAGCCCAGCAGUGAACAACAGGGAAGCGCCCCCGCCCUUCCUGCAGCCCGGCUGGGGUUUGACAGGCGCCGGGGGCACAUCGCCACCACCGAUCCCAGCAGCGAGCAGCAGGGAAGUGUGUCCGUCCCUCCUGUAGCCUGGCAGCGGUUUGGGGGCUUGACAGGCACGGGCGAACCUCGCCACCACCGAUCCUGACAGCGAGCAGCAAGGAAGCAUGCCUGCCCCUCUGCAACCCAGCCAGGACUUGACAGGCCAUGGGGCCCCUCGCCGCUGCUGGUCCCACCUACGAGCAGCAGGGUAGUGCACCUGUCCCUCCUGUAGCCCAGCAGGGGCUUGGGGGCUUGACAGGUGUGAGGGUGCCUCGCUGCUCAGGUCCCAACAGCAAACAGCAAGGAAGCCGCCCUCCCUCCCUCCCUGUAGCCUCUUUUCCCUCCUAGGGGUGCACGAGAGCACACCUGUGCAGUGGAAUCAAUCUGAGUUGUCACUUGUCAGCAAUAUGCUUUCUCAAUUAUGUUACAGGAUAGUGCAGAGUGGUAAGCUGCAGUACUGCAGCCCAAGCUCUGCUCAGGACCUGAGUUCAAUCUUGACAAAGCUGGGUUCAAGUAGCCAGCUCAAGAUUGACUCAGCGUUCCAUCCUUCCAAGGUCGGUAAAAUGAGUUGGGUUCAGUGAGGCUCCUCUUUGCCCAGGCGUCAAAGAUUGUGAAAGUUCUUACACAAAGAAAUUGCCCUUCUAUGUGAAACUCACUACUUAAGGCCACCUGUCAACUUAACGCUUUCUGAUAUUUGGAAAACUGGCAAAAACAUUUAUAUUUUCUAAAUCCUGUGAAGAAACAGACAAGAUGGGGAGAGUAAAUAUCUACAGUUUUUCUGCUAGAGGUGUAAAUGUAAGAGGAAUAGCCAACAUCUCUAAUUUACAAACAGUUUUAUCUGACCAGAAGUUCUAAAGAGGUAUCACCCACCAACCCUAAGUCUCCCCCACCAGCCCUUUCUGCUGCAAGCUUUCCAGGGUCUCCCCAUUGUGAAGCCCAAAAGUUCUGGCAGUAGAAUUGACUGCCUCCAAAUUCAAAGUGGUCAGACCCCCUAACACCAUACAAUGUUGUGGAAAUGGGUGGAUAUCCUUGGAAAUGGUAGGUGAACAUUGUGAGACACUAAUUCCCCAAUUCCAUUUGACCCUCAUCCCCAUAUUCUCCUCGAGAGCAUCAGGAAGGAGAAUUAAAACUCCCUCCUGCUCUGUACCCCCCCCCGGACUCCAUACGUGGGAAAUUACUGGGUGUUAACCCUGGGGGAGGAGGCCAGCUUUCUCACCUGGUGAUUUAUUUUAGGGCCAGGAUUUUCCCACCUCUGACUUCUCACCUGACCCUUGAAUUCCUCUAUGGAGAUUGUGCCUUUGUUGAAUCGACUGAGCAAAUUCUCUUUUCAUCUCUCUAGUUUAGUUUGGAAAGGUAUCUAGCUGAGGGUUGCUAAGGAUUCAGAGGGUGGGGGGAAUAUAUCCUGCCCCUUUCAUAGAGGCUUAGUAUGUGGAAAUGGACAGCUGAACUUUUCCUGGCCUGGAGGUAAAUAACGUCCCAUGAAUCCUCUUUUUUCUCUCCAAGCAGUUGGUGAAACCUUCAUCGGGUGUUUUACCGUCUGAGAAAACAAAAGUCAGCUAAUGAAGGGUUACAUUGAGGCAAUCAAAGUUUUUAUAAAUUACUCCAGAUUGUGUGUUUUCUUCUUUGUGCUUUGUGGGAUUUUUAUUAGUUGGAC